GCCUCCCCUGUCAUUCAGUAAACACGAGCAGAGAGCCUUUCAACUCGAGCGGAAGCUACCCGCGCAAGCUAAUGCGUUCGUGUUAAUCAGUCAUUGACUUAGGUGAUCACCCAAUGACCAGAAAUACUCGCAUCUGUUGCUAGGGCAACCAAGAGAAGCUAUAUUUACAAGUUCAUUGACUUUUGUAUUGUAAGUGCCGUGAUGGGGGCGUAGCUAAGACGGAAGCAAACAAGAAAAUAACAGCCUCAGUGUCAGUCAUCCGUGUCCACACUGUCCCCUUGUCAACUAAAACACUUUCUGGAAACGAUUCCAGCUUCAGGGGCGAUACGUGUGUUUACACUGAGAAGUGGCCUCACCAACAGACGAGAAUGAGUGCUCAGUGGAUGAUGUAUUUGGGUUUUGCCCUCCUUCUCUUAUGCCAAUUCAUUUCUGCCACUUGCCCUCCAAACAACAUGGCUGUCUACAAACCGAUUAAUGAAACCAUGUAUGACAGAAACUACUCUCCUAUUACAAAUACAGAUGCUCAUCCUCUUGGCUUUUACCAAAGCAUUGUGAUAUACAACAACAGAAACCUUAAUCCAUGCAUCAACUUGACAGACAUUGGUGCCAGCAGACGCAAGUUCGAAAUCUUGGUGGAAACAGGCGUACCAAAAAGAUUGUGCGUUGCUGUGAGGAGCAUUAACCAAACAAAUCCAUUCCUUGAUGAGUGCUUUCAGACAAACUAUUUCAAGUGUGCUCAGUCAGUAAGCAACUCCAUAUUUGUGGAGUUCUAUUGUGACGAGGCUUGUGAGGAAUCAGACGUCAAGUUCUGGUACAGACUGACAUUCAGUCCUCUUCCUGAAGUUAUGGACCCUGAUAUGUGGUGUGACAACAGGAAUUCUGCGGAGUUUCCAAGCAGUCUGCUGACAUUGCCCCAGGGCAUAACAUACGCCCCAGACCCAACAGGUACUCCACCCACCGCAGGAGGCAGCAUCAUGCAGCUUGCUUCCAUGUGGAUUUUUAUGUUCUUAUUUUGUACAUUUGUAUGGUGUGUGUAACUGAUGCACAUUUAAUCUAUGAAAAGAAAUGUUUACAAGGACUUGCUUGGCUAUGUAGGCAGUGAAACAUCUCCACUCACAAUGUUUUGUGGUAUUGUUAUUUGUUUCACCAGUUUGUUCAUAGUAAAAUAUAUAUUCCAUUAGAAUUAGAAACUUUUAUUACACUUUACACUUUUAGACACUUUUAUUUAACUCACUAUUUGUCUCGCUAGUCGAAAUUUUGUAAUCGAUUUUGUCCCACUUCCCUUCAUCCUUCUUCUUGUUCCUAAUCGUCCCCAGUGGAGCAUAGGGCCGCAACCCAUCAUCCUAGAGGUCUGAAAUUUUCACCAGUUAUUCAAUUCUGUUGUUGUAUUGUUGUUGCUGUGGUGUUGUUGUUGUUUGUUGUUGUUGAUAUGUAUAGCGCCUUUCCAAAGAUUUGCUGAGAGCGCUUUACAUAAAUCAUACAUAGACUGAAUCAUCAGUAACCACGCACCAACAUUCACAUAUAACAGACGCUCAUGGUCAUGGACAUGACACAUUGAAGUCGUCCUUCUGACAAGUUUGAACUUCAGAGAAUCAGACUGUCGAAGGCUGAUGGGUAAACCGUUCCAAGUUGAUGGGGCUUGGUAAGAGAAAGACCUCUGUCCAUACGUCUUUGUCUCUAAAUCAUUUCCACGAGUCCACGAGUGGUAAAUUUUUUUUUAAUUUUGUACAAGAACUUAUAGGCUGAAUGAGGGGAGAUAACAUUGAAAUAAAACAUUACUAUAUUAUUAAAUGUUUCAAAGAAUGUCCCUGACAAUUUCAUAUUUGUUAAAAUGUGUAUUAAGGAAAAAAUUAGUUUUCCCUUUUUAGUAAAUUUUUAAAUAAAAGUGUGUUUAAACUUUUUUUUUUACUUAUUGUAUUACAUUCCCUGAGGCCAAAACUGAACAGCUUCAGAUGAAACCCACCUUUCAGUUGUCACAGUGCUGUUGUGUUCAGUAAUUAUGGAGAAGAGAAGCAUAUCUUUUAUUCACUGAUUAGUAAUUUUCACAGAGGUAUUUUUAUAACCAUAUUCUUGGCAUUGUGUAAAUAACCAGCACAAGAUUUGUUAGUGAAAGAAAUCUACAUUUGAUAUUGUUUUUGGCUGAGAUUUUUUGUACAUAAUACUUAUUGAGAGACUAUAUGUAUAUAUGAAAGCAUAUUGAAAACUUUAUAUUCGUUUAUAAAAUAAUUAUACAAUAUAUAUAUAUAGUAACAAUAAAGAAAUAGAGGCUUAUUUUACUUUUGUAUCUGACACUGCUGACCUCAACAUAAUAAAUAUGUAGUACAUGCACAG
Messenger RNA from Pomacea canaliculata, 2331 nucleotides. RefSeq lists its product as uncharacterized. Bases 369 to 1037 code for a protein of 222 amino acids. NCBI's taxonomy places the organism in Eukaryota, Metazoa, Mollusca, Gastropoda, Architaenioglossa, Ampullariidae. The transcript has 7 exons. The record is from RefSeq and is a predicted model, not a curated record.